AGGAAGAGCUAAGCGCCGAGAUUGGGCGCACAGUGCCAGGUGCACACGUGACUGCUCAACGUCAUACAGUCUGUCGUCAUUAGGAGCCGGCGUUGGAUAUAAAGUCCAACGUCGACACCGACACCAACUACACACCACACUUGUACAUGCACUUGAUUUAUACUGCUUCCUUCACAAUGUACCGAGCACCCACUUUGCGUUCUAUCCUUGCUACCCGUCACGGUCGUGUCCCAGCCAACAUCCCUCCUGUCGCCCGUAGGACAUUCGCAACCCAGACCCCUCCAGGGCAAGCGUCGCCCAAUCCCAAGGCCAGUCCUUCCACCAAUGGUGGCGGACACAACAAUGGCCUCAUCAUCGCGUCUGCUGUUGCGGCACUUGCAGGAAUGUACUAUUUCUACAACCGCGACCGAAGCAUCAGUCUUCAGGAGAAGAAGCGCAGAGAUGAGGAGGAUAUAAAACGGGCAGUGCGCGCAGUAGAGGGCGAUUUAAGGCAAGCUGGGGAGGCAGGGAAGGCAAGGGCCGAGGAUGCCCUUAGAGAAGGCCAGGAGAGCUAUGAUGCUGUGAAGGCCUCAGCUAAAGAGAAAGCGGCUGCAUCCCGCCAAAAGGUGGACGAAUCUCGCUACGAUCUGACAGAACAGGCACGGCAGACGGCACACGAAGCGCAGGCAAAACUGAACCAGUACAAGAACGCAGCUGAGAAAUCUCUGGCGGAUGCCAAGAGGACAUCCGAACAAAAGUACGAGGAGACAAAGGAUGCUGUCGCACAACGCGCGGAUGAAGCCAAGGACGCUGGCCAAAGCUGGUUUGGUUGGGGGCAGUCAAAGACAGACGAGGCGAAACGCGAAGGUGCUCAGAAAGUUGCUGAGGGCGCAGAAGAUGUUAAGAAGAAAGCCGAGAGACAGGUAUGAGAUAUGCGGUAAACUUGAAUGAAUAUUGUACGUCUGAAUUAGUAUAGUAUUGUAAUACAUCACCUAUAUUCCCUAUACUGUUACAUCGCAUACGAUUCUCCCUAAGCUUCACCAGUAACAUGCUGGGAGAUGAUGAGAACAUAGUCGUGUGCCACAAGGAGUUCCGCACCCUGGUGACAAGAAAAG
This is a messenger RNA of Suillus clintonianus, 1094 nucleotides long. RefSeq lists its product as uncharacterized. The transcript is spliced from 3 exons. Lineage: Eukaryota; Fungi; Basidiomycota; Agaricomycetes; Boletales; Suillaceae. The record is from RefSeq and is a predicted model, not a curated record. Bases 147 to 908 code for a protein of 253 amino acids.